Oryzias latipes (Japanese medaka) is the source of this 2724-nucleotide messenger RNA. RefSeq names its product mex-3 RNA binding family member A (gene mex3a). Gene Ontology annotation, molecular function: RNA binding. The record is from RefSeq and is a predicted model, not a curated record. NCBI's taxonomy places the organism in Eukaryota, Metazoa, Chordata, Actinopteri, Beloniformes, Adrianichthyidae.
CAGAGAAAGGGAGGUGGGGGUGUGGAAGGAGGAGGCGGCACGGGUGCUGUUUCUCCAGUCUCUUUCCCUGUCUUUGUCUCACACACUCUUUUGUUAGCCAUGCCUAGCCUGCUGGUUCUAGCAGGGAUCAUGGAGAAAAAUGGGGGCUUCGGCGGGGAUCUGGCCGGCUCCGGCUUCGGCGGCGAGGGCCUCCUCGUGCCGCCAGACGAGGAGGAGGACGACUCCCGCGCCCUCAGGGUCGCGCUGGGCCAGCUGUCGCUGCUGGGGCUCGGGGAAGGCGAGGACGGCGGCGGAGCCAACAACAGGAGUGCAGGACCGGAGCAACAACAACAACAACAACCACCACCACCACAACCACACGAACAGCGGCGGGGACGCGGCCAUCCUGCAGGGGAGAGCAAGUUGUGCGCCCUGUACGAGAGCGGCUCCGGCGGCGAGACGAAGGGACGAGGCUGCAACAUCACGGAAUGCGUCCCGGUGCCGAGCUCCGAACAUGUGGCCGAGAUAGUGGGGAGACAAGGCUGCAAGAUCAAAGCCUUACGGGCCAAGACUAACACUUACAUCAAGACGCCAGUCCGGGGGGAGGAGCCUGUCUUCCUAAUAACGGGCCGGAAAGAGGACGUGGCCCUGGCCCGCAGAGAGAUCAUCUCAGCUGCUGAACAUUUCUCCAUGCUCCGGGCGUCCCGAAACAAGCUGGGAGUGUCCUUCAGCGGCUCCCCGCCCACGCCGCUACCGGGUCAGACCACCAUUCAGGUGAGAGUGCCAUACCGGGUGGUGGGGCUGGUGGUGGGCCCCAAAGGCUCCACCAUCAAGCGCAUCCAGCAGCAGACCUGCACCUACAUCGUUACCCCCAGCCGGGACCGCGACCCCGUCUUUGAAAUCACUGGGUCGCCUAGCAACGCGGAGCGGGCCCGCGAGGAGAUCGAGGCCCACAUCGCCUUCCGAACGGGGGGCCUGCACGACCACAACAAUGAGAACGACUGUCUGGGGCCGAACGGCGGGAGCAGCCCGGGGGGCGGUGGCGGGCUGGAGAGCCGGCUGCAGCAGGUGUGGGGGAUGCAGGGGGGUCAGCGCAAACCCCUGACCAGCAACUACCGCCAGAACUUCUCAGAUGCCAUGGUUGGAGGCGGGGGCGGAGGCGAGAGCGGGGGAGUCUACAGCAAGGGCAGCUUCUCCAGCCCCGGGGAGAAAACCUGCUCCUACUUCGGAUCCGAGGGCACGCAGAGCUGGGGCGACCCCGACUACCCCAAACAGGUGGCCUUCUACGCCCAGCAGCGCUCCAAGAGCUUCGGCGGUCUCCCGCUGCCCCUGACCAGACUCUCCCCCGGCCUGCCCGAGCCCACCAACGGCUCCUCGGUCAGCAGCGUGGUGUCCGGUUCACCUCACGCCCAGGCCCGCCGCGCCCACAGCGAGCCCACCUCGGCGGGCGAGGGCUUCCCCGGCCGGAUCCCGCUGCCGGACUCGCCCCCGGCCGGCGUACGGGACUGCAUGACCUGCUUCGAGAGCAAGGUCACGGCCGCCCUGGUGCCCUGCGGCCACAACCUGUUCUGCAUGGAGUGCGCCAUCCGAAUCUGCGAGCUGAACCACCCCGAGUGCCCGGUGUGCCACACCCAGGUCACUCAGGCCAUCCGGAUAUUCUCCUAAGGAACCGCCCCCGUUUUUACUCUCAGUUUGUCAGUGUUUCUCCAGCGAUGAGUUCUUAUGAUUAUUACUAUUCUACACCUUUGUUUUCAGAAAAUUUUAAACCGACCAAGCAGAUAUUUUAGAAGGCCCUGCUUGCUUUACUAAAAAGUCUAAGAAAUAUUUUUAAGUUUUCCUUUUUUAUAUAUAUAUACAUAUAUAUGCAUAUAUAUUUUAUAAAAAUUUUGUUUAUAAGAGAAGUAUAGUACCUUGCUUUUUGAGUUUUUUGACUGCUGCUGUUUUUCAUUCAUGAAUCACAGAGUGGACACACAAGUAAUGUGAACCUUUUUACGAUCCCAUCUUUUGCUUUCCUACCAAGUGGGUUGAUGCUGAAGCUGGAGGACGCUUGUUGGACUGACUGACCCAGAAGGACAAAAAAAAAAGAAAGAAGCACCUUACAAUCAUCUCGGCGUAAAACAGGAUUGAAUUGUGGCGCGGUUCUGGACUCUGACGUUGCUGUGAAGCAAACAAAAGGCUGAAUGAGGGUCGUUGAGAGCCGGCGGGGGUCAAACGCCGCCUUCCUGCCGCGGCCUCGGUAGGUCCCGGCGUCUUCGGCAUUGAUUUCACUUGUGAGGUCAAGAAGGCCCUGGAGCUGGUCCAGCUGGCCCGUCCUCGGUGGCACCGCUCAUUGUCCCGCCCGGUCACUUGGCCACAAAGCGUGUGUGUGUGGGGGGGUGCCACCCCGCCGCAAUUAGCAAAGCUGUACAGGAGCAGGUGUUUUGCGGCGCACGUUGAACCCCCCCACAAGCCGGCUGGCUCUCUUCUCUUCCACCCCGCUAUUUUGGGGGGGGGGCUUUGUCUGAGCCCGGUAGUGGCGUGGGGGUGGGGUGGGGGGGUGCAGAGCUCCGACACGGCCUGGAUCCACUCAUUUACAAUUAGGCAAAUGGGUCGGUCCAGGUGCGGACCGCCUAUGUAUGUGUGUGUGAAGGGGGGGGGGGGGUGCAGCUGGGCAAGCAGGACCCCCCCCCCCCCUUCUUUACUCCAUGCCUCCCCCACUUUCUCCUUUUCUAGCAAACUAGGGGAAAAGGGGUGUGUUUGGGGGGG